AUGCUCUGUCUGGCUCCCUGCCUGAUCGCGGUCCUCCUCCCGUCCCCUGCCGCCGAGUCUGCCCUCGCCCAGAGCUCGCUCGUCUAUGCGCUCCACAAGCCACGCGGCGUCCUCUCUGCCGUGGGCGAGUCGCGGGCCAGGACGCUCACGGAUCUGAUGGUUGGCGCGGGAGUCGUGCCGCUCGCUGGCCACGCCGGCCGGCUCGACAAGGAGACCUCGGGGCUCAUGCUGAUCACAAACCACUCCACUCUGCUGCGUGCAGUGAUUGGCCAGGCGCCGGUGCUGGCCGAGUUUGGGGGAUCGCCAGUACCCAAGCGGUACACGCUCCUCCUGGCGGGCGCACACGCGCCAGAGAGGCUGGCCAGCCUGAGCGAGCCGAUCGAGAUCACGCGCGGCGGCCUCAAGCCGUGCGACGGCGCGACCGUGCUGACGGCGACCGCGUUUCGAGACGAGCGGCUGGCGACCGAGUUUCACCUGCUCGGCAGAGAUGACACGCGGCGG
Messenger RNA from Emiliania huxleyi CCMP1516, 501 nucleotides. RefSeq lists its product as hypothetical. Gene Ontology annotation, biological process: pseudouridine synthesis. The annotation marks the transcript as partial. Gene Ontology annotation, molecular function: RNA binding; pseudouridine synthase activity. NCBI's taxonomy places the organism in Eukaryota, Haptophyta, Isochrysidales, Noelaerhabdaceae. The record is from RefSeq and is a predicted model, not a curated record. The transcript has a single exon.